Messenger RNA from Penicillium coprophilum, 879 nucleotides. RefSeq names its product inositol monophosphatase family protein. Gene Ontology annotation, molecular function: inositol monophosphate 1-phosphatase activity. The transcript has 3 exons. NCBI's taxonomy places the organism in Eukaryota, Fungi, Ascomycota, Eurotiomycetes, Eurotiales, Aspergillaceae. Gene Ontology annotation, biological process: inositol metabolic process; phosphatidylinositol phosphate biosynthetic process; signal transduction. Bases 1 to 879 code for a protein of 292 amino acids. The record is from RefSeq and is a predicted model, not a curated record.
AUGGAGAGCCCAAACCUCAACGAGAUUCAUGACUUUCUAGUCUCAUUAGCCUUCAAGGCCGGGGAUAUCAUCAACAAUGCACUCCCAGGAACUAACGACACAGGGUCCAAGAUGAACAGUACGGACCUCGUCACGGAAUACGACCGUGCCGUCGAAAACAUGAUCUCAACCUCUCUGAGGGAGAAAUACCCGCAUUACGAAUUCCACGGCGAGGAAACAUAUGACCCAGCACGUCCACUGACCGAUGCCCCUACCUUCAUCGUGGACCCCAUCGAUGGAACAAUUAACUUCGUGCACAGCUUUCCAUUUGCCUGUGUUUCACUCGGGUUCGCUGUUGAACGUAUUCCGACGGUGGGAGUGGUGUAUAACCCUUCCACCAAAACCCUUUAUUCCGCUAUUCGAGGCCAAGGCGCUUUUCUCAAUCGCGAAACUCGUCUGCCGCUCAAGGGCGACAAUGUCGAGCCCCUGUCGGGACUAGCCAAUGCUCUCAUUGCCAUUGAAUGGGGUGCGGACCGCAGCGGGAACAACUGGGAGACUAAGCUUCGAACAUAUGAGAAGCUGGGCAAGUCAAAGGAAAACGGGGGUGCUAUGGUGCGCGCAAUGCGGAGCUUAGGCUCUGCUGCGUUGAACUUGUGUGCUGUGGCUGAUGGCACGCUGGACCUGUAUUGGGAAGGCGGAUGCUGGGCCUGGGAUGUCUGCGCGGGAUGGGUUAUCCUCUCUGAAGCUGGGGGUAUCAUGGCGGAUGGUAACCCGGGCGUUUGGGAGGCUCGUCUUGACGGACGAAAGUAUCUUGCCGUUCGGGGUUCUCCGAAUGGGACUGGACAAAAGGAGAUAGUGGAGGAGUUUUGGAGCCAUGUUCAAGGCGAGUUGAAGUACUGA